UUGUUUACUGGCGCAAAGACAGGAAAGGGGAUCCUUGGAGUGAGAGGAUAUGUCAGUGCACUAGCUACAACUAAAAAAAUUUAAAAAAUCUUGCAUUUUUAUUCUCCUCUUUCUCUCCUCGAGUAAGUGAGCUUUGCGGACUCAGCUUCACUUCGUUGUAUUGAUCUGUGAAGCAAAGCGACAUAGAAAGACUGCAUGUGGAGCAUUUGGGUUAGAAGUCUCGCGGAAAUCUCAGCGGUCGCAGUGUUUUCAGAAAACGCCCCCAGAACCGAUCCGAUUUACUGAUCCGAAACUGUCAGAUUACAGGCUCGCCGUGAGGAGUAGUACGGAGAAACUACCGCGCUACGGCGAAAGCCCGCUGUCAGCAGGAACCUGGAACAAGUACAAACAGAAAUCUGCCCGUUACGAACCCUGGACAUCACGAACGUUUCACAUGAGCACUAUCUGCAACUUAUAAGUCUGUAAACAGUUUAUUAUAACUAUAAGAUCUUUCCAUCUGAAAAAUAAAACGAAACGGCAACAAAAAAAGUAUCGUUCAGACGCUCAAUUGAUUGCUUCGGCCUGCGUUGUGUGCGCAGCCAUUCCUCCCCGUGCUUCGCCAGUUUUUCGUUUUUUUCCAGCUUGUAGCAAUCUACGCAAGUGCUGGACAAAUAUAUGCAAUCGAUCGGAAAUGAUGCAGUCCGCAUGCUUUAUACGUGUGGUUUGUUUUACAGUGAAUGAAAGGCGCAGCACGCGCUGUCAUUAGCUUAGCGCUCGAGCGUGUCUUCAUAUCAGCAUCAGUCAGUGCGCGCGACAGCAGAUCUGCAGCAGCGCGAGCGGAUUGAACACGUUGAACUUUCCUCUCCGCCCAUUUUUUUUCUGAGGGGGGUGACAGAGGGCUUUUUUCUUUUCUUUUUAAUUUUUAUCUUCCAAAACAGCACUGGACUAUUAAAACAGAUCGUUAGCAACACCAAGACGUAUACGAAGGGGAUUUUUGGACAGAUUUUCGGUUUCCCCGGGGGCAAAAUGCGGCUGUGGACUUUGAUUGUUUUGGUUGCGUCUGCCUACACUGUUUGCAACUGUCAACAAACACAUGGAGAAAUUUGCUCAAGUAAAGACAUCAGAAAUAAUGUGACCAACCUGCGGGUGCUGGAGAACUGCACCGUGAUCGAAGGCCACUUAAAGAUUCUGCUCAUGUUCACGACCAAACCGGAGGAUUUCCGUGGUCUGAGUUACCCCAAGCUGACGGUAGUGACGGACUACCUGCUCCUGUUCCGCGUUUACGGCCUGGAGAGCCUCAGUGACCUGUUUCCCAACCUCACAGUGGUGCGAGGUAAUAAUCUCUUCUUCAACUACGCACUCGUGAUGUUCGAGAUGCUGCAGCUGAAAGAGAUCGGCCUUCACAGCCUGAUGAACAUCACCCGUGGAGCCGUGCGCGUAGAGAAGAACCCCGACCUCUGCUACCUCUCCACCCUUGACUGGUCCAUGAUCCUUGACUCGGUGGAGGACAACUACAUCGUGGCCAAUAAGAAUGAUCGAGAGUGCGGAGACGUCUGCCCCGGCACGAUUCAGGGCAAAACCACCUGCCCCCUCACCACCAUCAACGGAGACUUUAGCGAGCGCUGCUGGAACCAGAAGCAUUGCCAGAGAAAUGGGAAUCAGUACGUCUCUCAUGAACUCUUAUUAAUGAGCCAAGGAGACUAGGAUGGAUG
Messenger RNA from Sinocyclocheilus grahami, 1691 nucleotides. RefSeq names its product insulin receptor-like. The transcript is spliced from 3 exons. The coding region runs from base 1006 to 1683 and encodes 225 amino acids. The record is from RefSeq and is a predicted model, not a curated record. NCBI's taxonomy places the organism in Eukaryota, Metazoa, Chordata, Actinopteri, Cypriniformes, Cyprinidae.